Molecule: messenger RNA, 4002 nt
Organism: Oncorhynchus keta (chum salmon)
Lineage: Eukaryota; Metazoa; Chordata; Actinopteri; Salmoniformes; Salmonidae
Gene: dcaf5
Product: ddb1 and cul4 associated factor 5
Exons: 10
Coding region: 212-2794 (860 amino acids)
Biological process (GO): negative regulation of fatty acid biosynthetic process
Cellular component (GO): Cul4-RING E3 ubiquitin ligase complex; cytoplasm
Molecular function (GO): protein binding
Source: RefSeq, a predicted model, not a curated record
AGCAGAGCAGGAAGCGACUGCUACAGAGCGCGUGGGGGGGUGAUGUCAUCAACGACGACAUCAACAGCACUGCGGCUCGGGAAUAUCUUUCUUCACCAUCAUGUAGCUUCGAGACAGAACGAUUGCAGAUAUACACUUCUAUAAUAGCUGGCUAUAAUAGUGUGGCUGUGCAUUGAGCAACGUUUUAAAAUAAAAUAAAAAUCCCAAUUGGAUGAGGAAUCGCAAGCUGGCUAGGCUCACCGCUCCAGGAAAAAUGAAGGAGGUGAAGGGUUGCGGUAUGCGGUCCUCCGUGGGCUUUCUGUCCCAGAGAAGGCUCUUCGGUAACCCGCUGAUGAAGGAAGAAUUUCAGAGACUCCGGUUGGCAGGAUGCACGAGCCUUUACAAGAAAGACAUGCUGGGACAUUUCGGGUGUGUAAACGCCAUAGAGUUUUCCAACAAUGGAGGAGAAUACCUUGUGUCCGGAGGGGAUGACCGCAGGGUGUUACUAUGGAACAUGGAGAGAGCUCUUCAUGCCCGCUCAGCCAAGCCUCUCAAACUGAAGGGAGAACACCUCUCCAACAUCUUCUGUCUGGCAUUCGACAGCACCAACAAGAGGGUGUUUUCUGGGGGCAACGAUGAACAGGUCAUCCUUCAUGAUGUAGAACGAGGCGAGACUCUGAACGUGUUCCUUCACGACGAUGCGGUGUACGGCCUGUCGGUCAGCCCCGUUAACGACAACGUGUUCGCCAGCUCCUCGGACGACGGACGGGUCCUGAUCUGGGACACGCGUGAGCGACCACACGGAGAGCCCUUCUGUCUGGCCAACUACCCAUCAGCCUUCCACAGUGUGAUGUUCAACCCGGCAGAGCCCCGACUACUGGCUACAGCCAACUCCAAGGAAGGGGUGGGGCUGUGGGACAUACGCAAACCUCGCACUUCUCUGCUGCGAUAUGGUGGCAGCAUGUCCCUCCAGAGUGCCAUGUCGGUGCGUUUUAACAGCGCAGGGACCCAGCUCCUGGCCCUGCGUCGCAGGCUACCCCCGGUCCUCUACGAGCUACACUCUCGCCUACCCAGCUUCCAGUUCGACAACCAGGGCUACUUCAACUCCUGUACCAUGAAGAGCUGCUGCUUCGCUGGAGACGAGGAUCAGUACAUCUUGUCUGGAUCAGAUGACUUCAACCUUUACAUGUGGAGAAUCCCCAAGGAUCCUGAAGCAGGAGGCCCGGGUCGUGUGGUCAACGGAGCGUCCAUGGUCCUGAAAGGUCACCGUUCCAUCGUGAACCAAGUCCGGUUUAACCCCAGCACUUAUAUGAUCUGCUCCUCCGGGGUCGAGAAGGUCAUCAAGGCGUGGAGCCCCUACCAGCAGACGGAGAGUCUGGGAGACCUGGAUAGUCUUGUGGAGGAGUCCAGGAGUCUGUACAGCCACGAGGAGUACAUCAACUUGGUCCUGAACAGCGGCAGCGGCCUGAGCCACGACUACGUCUCACAGUCCAUCCAGGAGGAUCCUCGUAUGAUGGCCUUCUUUGACUCUCUGGUUCGUCGGGAGAUCGAGGGCUGGAGUUCGGACUCAGACAGUGACCUGAGUGAGGGGGCCAUCCUGCAGCUCCACGCCAGGGGACGGCGUUCCACACGGGCUGUAGGAGACGGCGCCGGGGUCCUGGUUGGGAGUGGAGUCGCCGCGCCUGUACCGCCCUCUGCUGCUGCUACCGUCGACUCAGACCACUCCUCAUCGUCCUCAUUAGCUGCCCCCGAGGCCUCGGGGGCGGAGCAUACUGAAGGGGUGGAGCCACUGCAGCCGAGGAGGCGUGGCAGCAGAUAUCAGCAGUCUGUGUUCUUAUUGGACCUGGUGGGAGAGGACUCUGACUCCAGUGGAUUCUGGCCAGACCCCAUGCCCCGGCCUCGCUCUCCCAGCCCCCGAGACAACUCCACCCUCUCCAGCCCCACCUCCUCCCCCGCCGGCGCCUCCUCUAGCUCCUCCUCUUCCACCUCCUCCACCAGCUCUGAGGACGAGGAGCAGAGGAGAGCCAGUAGGAGACAACGUACUGCAGCCCGGUGGCGCCGCAUGCAUUUCCCCCGCCUGUCCAGUGGGGGGCGCCCCGAGUCCGCCCAGGCCUUGUACCCCGGGGGGGUCGACUCCUGCUCCUACCCCAAGAUCUCAAUCGACGAGGCCUCAUCCUCCUCCGCGUCCUCCACGGAGCUUCAGCAGGACCAGGACUCGGUUCAGAUCGGACCCCACAGAAGUGGCUCUAAAACGGGGAGACGCACGUCGCACACUCUCCCUGGUUCUAGCCCUGCGGUGUCUCUGGACAGCCAGGACGACCGAGCGGAGCAGGAGGGGCUCCUCAUCGCCUCCCUUCUGUCUCAAGACGCCCUGCAGCAGAGGAACGAGUCCCGGGCAGGAAGGGUUGGGGAGAGGAGGGCUGCUUUAGAGAGGAUGGCCGAGGGCUUAGAUAGUCCUGAAGAGGCCGACGAGUCCGAUCAUAGUCGCUGGAUCCCCCCUAGUUCCAGACACCACAGCCCUGGGCUGAACGGGCUGCAGCACCUUGACAUGACUGAGGUGCCGGUAGGCUGUAGGGGUCGCCUGGCUCCAGACCUAUUUGAAUCCUCAGACUCCGAGGGAGAGAGAGAGACCUUAGAGUUGAAAUCAGCAGGCACUAGGACCCUGGUGGAGGAGGAGGAGGAGGGGGGGUCAUCGUCGUCUCAGAGAGGCUCAUCCCAGGGUGCGCUGAAACGGACUCACCUUGGGUCAAGAGGUCAAGGGUCAGGGGAGGGGUCAGGGGGGUCGGAGACCUCAGAGAAGAAGUUCAAGACAUGAUGAUUGCACCUGAGGUGCCAGGUGAUCAUUUGGUUUAGGACCGGUUACGUCUCAAAUGACACCCUGUUCCCUACGGUGUACUACUUUAGGGCUACAGUAACCCGUAGACAGUAAGCCGUAGACUUUAGGGCUACAGUAACCCGUAGACUUUAGGGCUACAGUAACCCGUAGACAGUAACCCGUAGACAGUAACCCAUAGACUUAGGGCUACAGUAACCCGUAGACUUAGGGCUACAGUAACCCGUAGACAGUAACCCAUAGACUUAGGGCUACAGUAACCCGUAGACUUAGGGCUACAGUAACCCGUAGACAGUAACCCAUAGACUUAGGGCUACAGUAACCCGUAGACUUAGGGCUACAGUAACCCGUAGACUUAGGGCUACAGUAACCCGUAGACUUGGGGCUACAGUAACCCGUAGACUUAGGGCUACAGUAACCCGUAGACUUGAGGGAUUGGGUGUCAUUUCAGAAGCCUGAGACUAAAUUUAGGGUGGCUUUUCUAUGGGUUUUUACAAUCCAGUUUCUUGGUUUGUCGUUACUCUAAAAAGGGUGUCGCAAUUUUGAGAGAUUGGGCGAGGUGGUUUUGCGUGGACCGGGUGGGCGGAGUUAGCACAUUUUUAGACCAUUCCAUUGGUCCUUAAGUGAAAUCUUAACCACCGCCCAUUGGGACACGUGUUCUUUUGUGAGCAAAUCACAGUGAGGUCAUCACUUCUGUGGUCAAACCACAAAGAUGCCAUAAUUUACUAACAUAUAAUCAUAUUGACAGUAAUGCUAUUGUUAAUUAUUUUGCUAGUAAUUUAGUCUUAAGGCAGAAUUUUUUUUUUUUAUGUUCAUGUUUUGAAACAAAUACAGAGUUUUAAUUUUAAGAGAAUAUUCAUGAGGGGGGGGGGCUGAAAUUCAGGACUAAAGCUUUGACUGCGGAUUUGAUUUCAAUUGGAGUUAAAAACGAGACUAGAUUCAUUUAGAUUUUCCAGUGCUUAGCUUGGUGAAGUUUACGCGUUUCCAUGGCAAUCGGGUGGAGCCAGCCCAACCAGCAGUUUGAGUUGUGCAUUAAAGAAGGUAUGAUUUAUUAUGAUUUCAGUGUUAAAAAGGAAUCGAUUGCUCUCGUCUCCUCUCCUUCCUGACCCAAAACCCUCUGUUACCAAGCAGCGGCAAGUGUCUUGUUGUUGUUGCUUUCUUCAAUUAAAGAAUCAUUCAUUUAUCAAUGA